Messenger RNA from Striga asiatica, 1501 nucleotides. The record is from the annotation of a GenBank genome assembly. Lineage: Eukaryota; Viridiplantae; Streptophyta; Magnoliopsida; Lamiales; Orobanchaceae.
AAUAAAUAAAACUCACGAUGCACAUAGAUAAUACACUCUCGCUGUCUCCCUCCUACAUUCUGUAUUCUUCUCUUUGAGAUUCUACUGUUUACAAAUAUUGACUCCAAAUUCUCCCCCAAAUUUCUAGGGUUUUGCAGCCCUGCCCCUAAGGGCACGUUAAUCAAAUUCUUUGAGAAUACUAAGGGAGCAUGCAAUCCAAGCCGAAAAGUGAUAAAGAAGCAGUGCCAAACCUCUAUAAUGUUACUAACCCCUCGCUAUGCCCUGAUUCUUGGUGGAAUAAUGCUGGAUUUAAAUCCUUUAACCCGACAAUGAUUAGGGGAAAUGCGUCCGAGUCAUCCUCUCGGGAACAAUCUGUGGACGGGCAAUCGCAGUCUGAAAGUGGUAUAAAUGAGGAAGAUGAUGAUAAUGCCAAACAGCCAUCAAGCACCAUGCCUUUGCACACAAACAGAAACUUCAUGGGAGAGGAUCUGAAUCUCCAGCAAGUUCCACCUACCUUGCGCCCGAGAGAUGACGGGAACACAACUGAGCCCCCACAACUAAAUCUCGUUGGGCACUCAGUUAUCAAGAGAUUUAUUAGUGAAUUAGUGUUUAUAAGCUUCAAACUUUUUCAGGCUCUUGGGAUGAACCCUUUUGAUCCCUACUACGGAGGCAUGAUGGCAGCUUAUGGUCAGCCCUUGGUACCUCCUCAUAUAUAUGAUAUGCAACAAGGGCGGGUCCCACUACACCUGGAGAUGGCACAAGAGCCUGUAUACGUGAAUGCCAAGCAGUACCAUGGUAUUAUGAGGAGACGACAGUCACGUGCUAAAGCCGAGCUGGAGAGAAAAUUAAUCAAAUCCAGAAAGCCUUAUCUACACGAGUCGAGACAUCAACAUGCCCUGAGGAGGGAAAGGGGCUCGGGUGGACGUUUUGCAAAGAAAUCUAAUAGUGGAGAUGCUUGUAAAGGGACAAGUUCAGGCUCGAGUUCCUGUGGACCAAACAUGGCUGAAACUCAUGAUCGAUACAAUGCGGAUGUUGGUGGACUUGGUAAACAAGUGGACUUGCACCAAGCGCCACAUCAGCCAUAGCAAGAUGGAGUGAGGGGGCCCACUUGGGUUCGGAAGUUGAGAAACAAUCACGCAUCUAGCCAUGUGCUUACAACGGAGUGAAACCCGGCCGACUCACUUGGUUUUUUCCAAGCUGGCUGGCAAGUCAUCCUUGGCUUUUACUACCUGUUAGGUUUUCUUUUCAUUUCUUUUCUUUUGCUCACCGGGAUUUUUUUUGGUGGUUGUUGUUCUUUAUGUACAGUUUGGCUUUUGGCUUUGAUAAACAGAGUUUGUGUAGGAUAUAUAUAACCCAAGUUAGAUCUGCUGGGAGGAGUAUGUUGUUUUUUUUUUUACUGCCUUCAUUGAUUGUGCAUUUCUUUUCACUGAAAGGGUCGUUCGUGCACUUAUAGAACGAUCUGUAUAUCUAUACAUAGAGAAAAGAGAAAUGCUACAUUGUAGUGUACAAAUAGAUUGACAAC